Messenger RNA from Sphaeramia orbicularis (orbiculate cardinalfish), 859 nucleotides. Its product is annotated as eotaxin-like. Gene Ontology annotation, biological process: immune response. The coding region runs from base 78 to 368 and encodes 96 amino acids. NCBI's taxonomy places the organism in Eukaryota, Metazoa, Chordata, Actinopteri, Kurtiformes, Apogonidae. Gene Ontology annotation, molecular function: chemokine activity. The record is from RefSeq and is a predicted model, not a curated record. The transcript has 3 exons. Gene Ontology annotation, cellular component: extracellular region.
CAUCACAAAUCAGACCAGACCAGAACUGAAGAUUAAAGGCUUCCAGUCGAACAAACGGCCUCUGUCUGCGUUGAACCAUGAAGACUCUGGUGGCUCUGCUGUUUGUGACUCUGAUCUGCCUCCUCCAUCAGGACUCUGCAGAUGCCAAAAGGCCACCAGUUCCACUAUCAGAUGAAUGCUGUCUAGCAAUGACCGAUAAAGGUAUUCCGAGGGAUAAGGUGACAAACGUGACCGAGACUCCAAGUAACUGUAGAGGCCAUAAAGCAUUUAUAGUCACAACUGAAAAACAAAAAAAGAUUUGCGUGGAUCCUAGCUGUUCCUGGGUGAAGAAAAACAAGGAUUUCCUUAAUGAAUUCUUGAAGAAAUAAGUGAAUCUGUUCAAUAAGGAAAAGUCACCUGUUUCUACACCUAAAAUAAUGUCACUGAGAACUUGGACAAAUUUUGCUCCAUCUAACAUGUGAAAUAAUGUGAAAAUCCAUGUUUUCCCAUAUGUGAAUGUUUUUUACACGUGUUCUGCUGACUCUGACAACUGCCUUUUAUUACAUAGAAAAGUUUUAUUUACAGAAUUAUAUUUUAUAAAUCCACUGUAAAAAGAUGAUGCAACAAUAGGCUGUUUGAGUUAACUGUUGUAAAUAUAAAGUGAUUUUUCUGUAUUUGUUUUUCUUGUUUGAUUCUUUACAUUUAUACACAUAUCUUAUAGAUGUAUUUUCAGUUUUUGAGUCCUACUGCUGUAGGUGACUCUUUUCUUCCCCUGAGUUGCAGUAUAAAAUAACCCCCUGGGGUUUAAUAAAGUUAAUAUGUAUUUGUAAUUUUCAUGGAAAGUAAUCUGAUAGUGUAAAGAGAAUAAAGUUGCUUUCAU